Aspergillus clavatus NRRL 1 is the source of this 1110-nucleotide messenger RNA. RefSeq names its product putative formamidopyrimidine-DNA glycosylase. Gene Ontology annotation, cellular component: nucleus. The record is from RefSeq and is a predicted model, not a curated record. Lineage: Eukaryota; Fungi; Ascomycota; Eurotiomycetes; Eurotiales; Aspergillaceae. The coding region runs from base 1 to 1110 and encodes 369 amino acids. Gene Ontology annotation, biological process: base-excision repair. Gene Ontology annotation, molecular function: DNA-(apurinic or apyrimidinic site) endonuclease activity; zinc ion binding; DNA N-glycosylase activity. The transcript has 2 exons.
AUGCCUGAAUUAGCUGAGGUUUCCCGGAUAGUGCACUUUCUUUCAGAAUAUGUCGUUGGAAAAACUCUUACCAAAGUCACUACGACGAACGAUGAUAUCGUGUACGGCAAGGCUGGGACCAGUGCUUCGGAGUUCCAGAAAGCAAUGGAGGGGAAAAGGGUUGUCUCGGCAGGACAGCAAGGCAAAUACUUUUGGAUGAUCAUGUCGGAACCUCCCCAUGCUGUCAUGCAUUUUGGGAUGUCUGGCUGGCUCAAGUUUGACGGUGUUGAUACAUACUACUAUCGCAGCGACAAACAUGAAGACGAGGAAUGGCCACCCAAACACUGGAAAUUCCUUCUCGAAACAGACGGAGAGCCUAAAACAGAGGCUGCUUUCGUCGACGUUCGCAGAUUAAGUAGGGUCCACCUCGUGGACUGCCCAGCAGAGGAUAUCCGCAAAUAUAGUCCCCUCAAGAAUCAUGGACCAGAUCCGAUCCUCGAUAAAAACAUUCUCACUGAGGAGUGGCUGGCGAAAAAGAUCAAGAGCAAGAAGGUCCCUGUCAAGGUCUUUCUUCUGGAUCAGGCGAACAUCAGUGGAAUAGGGAACUGGAUGGGCGACGAGAUCUUGUACCAUGCAAAGAUUUAUCCGGAGCAAUAUAGCAAUACCCUUACUGAUGAGCAGAUCAAACAGCUCUAUUCUUCGAUAAAUUAUGUCUGCACAACUGCAGUGCACCUGCUGGCCGAUUCGGAACAAUUCCCUAAGGACUGGCUGUUCAAAUACCGUUGGGGUAAAGGAAAGAAGAAUCAUACCUCAGUCUUGCCCAAUGGGGAGAAAAUCAUCUUCCUGACUGUGGGAGGCAGGACAAGUGCUGUAGUCCCAAGCGUUCAAAAGAAGACUGGCCCCGUUGCUAAGGACAUUAGCGAGGAAGAUAUCGAUGUCCCAAAAAGUGAGACAAAGCGGAAGCGUGCGACGGCCGUGGAAAAAGAGGAGGAAGUGGAUGGUGUUGAAGAGAAGCCCAAGCCUAAGAAGCAAGGAUUGAGCAGACGAAGUAAACCAUCCGAGGAUGCCGUGGAAUCAAAAGCAGAGUCAAUCACGCAAGGAAGACGGCGUUCCACACGUUUGAGGAAAUGA